Sus scrofa (pig) is the source of this 2573-nucleotide messenger RNA. RefSeq lists its product as uncharacterized. Gene Ontology annotation, cellular component: nucleus. Gene Ontology annotation, biological process: regulation of DNA-templated transcription. Lineage: Eukaryota; Metazoa; Chordata; Mammalia; Artiodactyla; Suidae. The record is from RefSeq and is a predicted model, not a curated record.
UUCCGGCGUUUUAGAGGCGGUCACUUUGGCGGUUUGCUGGGACUGAAGGCCGUUGCCGCAGGCUGGGGAUGGAAGUAACAGACGGUGAUGGCACAAUGAAAGGCUUUGUCCAGUGAACAGAGGCACUUUUAAGGUCGGGGAUAUCGCCGCCUACGAGGCCGGCAGGAGACAGCGGCGUCGGGGCCUCUCGCGACGCUCGGCUGUCCCCUCUCCGCCCCGCCCUGUGGGUCCGGGGGCGGCGGCCGCGCUGAGGGACCCGCCCCCGGGGAAACGCUCGUGCUCGGGCCUCCCAGCCCUCACCCGCCAGACACCGAGGCCCCGAGCGCGGGGCGCCUGCUCGCGUGCCUGCAGCCGGUCCAGGACGGUUUCCAUGGCUGCGGAAGUGCUUUUGGAACCUCCUCAGGGCCGUGUGACCUUUGAGGACGUGGCGCUGUACUUCUCCUGGGAGGAGUGGAAUCUCCUCGAUGAGGCUCAGAGAUGCCUGUACCAGGAUGUGAUGCUGGAGACCUUUGUGCUUGCAUCCUCCCUGGGUUGUUGGCCUAGAGCAGAAGAUAAGGAAGCAUCUUCUGAACAGAGCAUUUCUGUAGGAGUAUCACAGAUCAGGACUAUCAAGGCAGAUUCAUCUCCCCAGAAGGCCCAGGCCUUUGAGAUGUGUGGCCCACUCCUGAGAGAUAUCUUGCACCAAGGAACACAUCUUGGGCAGAAGCCGUACACGGAUGGGCAUCAGAAUUUCUCUGCCAAGCUUCAGCAGUACCAGGGACAGCACUUUAGAGAGAUACCCUUCAGAAGUUCUGUGCACAGAGCCUUGUUGGUAAAGAGCUGCACAACGCAUGUGUCAGGGAGAUCCUUUUCCUGUGGGGAGAUUGGCAACGACUUCUUAGCCAGUGUGGAAUUCUUCCAUCAACCAGUGACUCACACUGAAGAGACAAAGAAUAGUAAUGAGUGUGAGGCUGCCUUUCACGAUGGAAAAAGGCAUCAGAACUGGGGAGAAGGCAAUGAAGCCUUCAGUUACACAGAAACACUAGUUGAGGACCAAAGACUCCUCACUAGAGAAGUGCUUUAUGAGUGCAGCAAAUGUGGAAAAGCCUGUAGCCGAAGAUGUAACCUCAUUCAGCACCAGAAAGUCCACACUGGAGAAAGACCUUAUGAGUGCCAUGAAUGUGGAAAAUUGUUUACCUACCUCUCCAGUUUUAUUAUACAUCAGAGAGUUCAUACUGGAGAAAGGCCUUAUGAGUGCAGCGAAUGUGGGAAAUCCUUUAGCCAAAGCUACAGCCUCAAUAGCCAUAAGAAAGUUCACACGGGAGAAAAACCUUAUGAGUGCAGGGAAUGUGGGAAAUCUUUCAGUCAAAGAUCUAACCUUAUUCAGCAUCAGAGGGUUCACACAGGAGAGAAGCCUUAUGAGUGCAGUGAAUGUGGGAAAGCUUUCAGCCAAAACUUUAGCCUCAUUUACCACCGUAGAGUUCACACUGGAGAAAGGCCCCAUCAGUGCAGUGAAUGUGGAAAGUCCUUUAGCCGCAGCUCCAGCCUCAUUCACCACAGGAGACUUCAUACCGGAGAAAGGCCUUAUGAAUGCAGUAAAUGUGGUAAAUCCUUUAAGCAAAGCUCGAGCUUCAGUUCACAUCGGAAAGUCCACACAGGUGAAAGGCCUUAUGAAUGUGGAGACUGUGGAAAAUCAUUUAGCCAUAGCUCCAACCUUAAGAAUCACUGGAGAGUUCACACUGGAGAAAGGCCUAUCGAGUGCAGUGAAUGUGGAAAAUCGUUUAGCUGCAAAUCUAACCUAGUUAAACAUCUAAGAGUUCACACUGGAGAAAGGCCUUAUGAGUGUCGGGACUGUGGAAAAUCCUUUAGUCAAAGUUCCAGCCUCAUACAACACCAGAGAGUUCACACUAGAAAAAGGUCCUGAGUGCAGUCAAUGUGGGAUAAAUCCUUCAGUUGCAAGUAGGACCUCACUCAACACUAGAGACCUGACAGUAGUGAAAGGCCUUAGGUAUUCUGGCAUGUGCAAUUUGCUUCUAGUAUAAUUACACUGGAGGAGAGAAAUUAUGAGGGAGCCACCUAAUACACCUGAAAAUUCGCCAUGGGAGAUCCCCCUUAGGUCCUAGGUAUGUGAGAAUCCUUACGGACUGGCAUUAAGGACUGGCAUUAGACUUUUGUACAUGGGCUUUUGAUCUGGAUCCUUGCCAGAUUUACAUUACUGCCUGUUCUGUGGCAGUAUUCACUGCACCUCUACCUCCUGGCAGGUCCACACAGUCAAAAGUACCUUCCAACCUGCUCAGGGAAGCUGACCUGUCUCAUCCCCAUUUACCAGGGGAAGUAAUACGUGGUGUUAGCCGUGGGGUCCUCAUUCCCUUCUCAUUUCCAAAUGGAGGCAUGGACCUGACCCACUUUUGGCCCAGUGGACCCAAUCUGAGUUCUCUUGGUUGCUUGCCAGUAAAGACUGCAUUUUUAAGGACAUAUUAGUUUCUAGUGACGUGUAUUUUGGAUUUUCCCAGUGUCUAUGUCCCCAGUCUGGGAACUGCAUGCUGCAUAUUGCUUUCCAUUUUGCAAUAAUAAAGGCAUUAAUGCUUAACCCA